UGCUGCUGGUGCCCGUCGUCAUGGCGAUCAGGUCAGUAGGUCACCCUCCUCUUGCAUGCUGCUGGUGCCCGUCGUCAUGGCGAUCAGGUCAGUAGGUCACCCUCCUCUGCAUGCUGCUGGUGCCCGUCGUCAUGGCGAUCAGGUCAGUAGGUCACCCUCCUCUGCAUGCUGCUGGUGCCCGUCGUCAUGGCGAUCAGGUCAGUAGGUCACCCUCCUCUGCAUGCUGCUGGUGCCCGUCGUCAUGGCGAUCAGGUCAGUAGGUCACCCUCCUCUGCAUGCUGCUGGUGCCCGUCGUCAUGGCGAUCAGUUACUACUUCCUGCUGGUCUUCCCGCCCUCGUUCCCCCAGUGGAGCUCAGGGGAGGCGGAGCCAUCUGUCUUUGUGGGCGGAUCCUCUCAGGAGCACCGCCCACUCGUGGAUGAAGAUGAGGAAGAGGAGCAGGAGGAGAGGGCUCUGAGUGACGGCACAGAACUGAAGUCAACAGGAGCUCUCAACUUCACAGAGAAACUGGUCAUCCUCAAGGGUCUGAUUCGGUUCAUAGUGCCUCUGGCGGUGGUCUACUUCGCUGAGUACUUCAUCAACCAGGGACUGUUGGAGCUGUUGUUCUUCCCAGAGUCCUCCCUGUCCCACGCCGAGCAGUAUCGAUGGUACCAGUCUCUGUACCAGAUUGGUGUGUUGGUGUCGCGCUCUUCUCUCUUCUGCCUGAGGAUCCGCUGGGUCGGGGUUCUGUCUGCACUACAGUUUGUGAACGCGGUGCUGCUGACGAUGGCGGUGUAUUACCAGUUCCUGCCGGCUGUCUGGGUCGUCCUCGUCAUCGUCUUCUAUGAGGGGCUGCUGGGUGGAGCCGCCUACGUCAACACCUACUACUCAAUCAGCACAGAGACAGGUGAUCGGGAGCGUGAGUUCUCCAUGGCUGCAGCGAGCGUCGGGGACAGUCUGGGCAUCUCCCUCUCUGGAGCCACCGCCCUGCCCCUCCACCACUACUUCUGUUCCCUCUAACACACACACACACACACACACACACACACACACACACACACACACAC
This is a messenger RNA of Clupea harengus (Atlantic herring), 1045 nucleotides long. RefSeq names its product battenin-like (gene cln3). Gene Ontology annotation, cellular component: lysosome; membrane. Gene Ontology annotation, biological process: regulation of intracellular pH; lysosome organization. The transcript has 9 exons. NCBI's taxonomy places the organism in Eukaryota, Metazoa, Chordata, Actinopteri, Clupeiformes, Clupeidae. The coding region runs from base 276 to 998 and encodes 240 amino acids. The record is from RefSeq and is a predicted model, not a curated record.